UCCGUUUUGCGCAGUCGCAGUAAUUCACGUGCUGUUCAGGCUGUCUGUCACUUAAAAUCUUCUGUGAUGCAUUGUUCCUAAUGCUUUUCGACAUAUACACAUUGCUAUUGAGUCACGAUUAGUGGUUCCAGGGUAUUACGCUAGUUACAGUUAGUUGUAACUGCUGUCAACGGAAAGACGGAUAGGCUUAUUGUCGUAGUAAUAGCUGCGCGACGAUCCUUAGUGAAAAUGAAAGACCAAGGUUGUAUCGGCUGGUUAUGACUCAUUAUUGGGUUCAUAUUCUGUUAUCAAACUACAUUCAACUCAACGAGUUACCAAUCUAGCAGCAUAUGAGUACUGAAAUCGUAACGCGCGACUUACUAGCUACUAAGAUAAAUUUAAUAAGUGUAACGUCAACAUAAUACCCACAUGCUUUAACGCUUAGAGCACUUUUAAAGUCGCGUUGUUACUCUUUCUGGAUUACGAUACAUUUGUGGCUUUUGCAUUGUUGUCUUUUUAAACAAUUCAACAAUUGACAUCUUGUUUCUCUUCAAUUACCUGUAUAGUUGAUUUGAGUCGUGACGUUUUUAAAAACAAAAAAAGCACAAAGGAAGAUAUUUAACUUAAGAAGGAAGUAAAAGUUAGAAAUAUACAUAACUACUUGAAUAAAAUUAAAUCUUGUGACAGUAUUCAUGAAAGAUUAACUAAUGCCACAUAACUAAUAAAAAAUUAUUUCUAUCAGUAUUAAGGAGUUACACUAAUGAAAUUUUGGUAAUUAAAUUAGUAUAAUAUCAAUUUAAAAAGGAUUGAUACUGUUAUGCAGUUUUCUUUUAAAAAGAGGUAGAUUUGUAAACUUUUGUGGCAUUGAAAUAAGUGCAACAUAAGUAGUCAAUAUGACUGGUUCACUGAGAGAUAUUCCUUGGGGUCUUCAAGUAGUAGAGUGGCUGUCAUCAAAAUGUUGUCAACAACAUCGAAUCAACAAAAUGGCUUGGCACCGUGGGUGUGUUUUGGCCCUUACAUACUUAGCAUAUACUUGCUACCAUAUGUCUCGAAAACCAAUAUCUGUGGUAAAGAAUGUAUUAAGUCUGAAUUGCAGCACAUUAUCUCCACCACCAAAUUUUGUCAUCAAUGCUACUAAUAGGGACACUUGGUGCGAUUGGGCUCCAUUUAAUACCGAUGAUGCUACAGCAUUACUCGGUACUCUGGACUCGGCAUUCCUUUUUGCUUAUGCUGCAGCAAUGUUUCUUAGUGGAUUUGUGGCAGAACGGGUGAAUUUAAGAUAUUUCCUCUCUUUUGGUAUGCUAGUAUCAGGAAUCUCAUGCUAUCUGUUUGGUAUAGCCAGAUCUUUUAACAUCCAUAGUCUGUGGUAUUUUGUUCUCGUACAGGCCUUAGGUGGAGUUUUUCAAACGUCCGGUUGGCCAGGUGUGGUGACCGUUGUAGGAAAUUGGUUUGGAAAAGGGAAACGUGGCCUAAUAUUUGGUGUCUGGAAUUCGCACACAUCCUUAGGGAAUAUUUUAGGAAGCCUCAUUGCAGCUGAAUUCGUGGAGACUGAUUGGGGUCUCAGUUUUAUAGUACCAGGUGCAAUCAUGGGUAUAGUAGGAUUUGUAAUCUUUUUAUUCCUGGUGCCAAAUCCAGUGGAUGUUGGCUGUAGUCCACCACGACCUAUCGGGUAUCGAAGACUCGACACGACGAACAGCUCUGAUGAGGGUAGCUGUGCCGAAGAUGUGGAAGCGUCGCAUACAGGCGGCGAUGACCGAGUCAUCUAUCGCAGUGUUUGUCGUCAACAGGACGUUGAUAUUGAUACUCAAAGCCUGCGUUCAGAAACGAGUCCAAUGUUAUGUGUGAAUAGACAUACACAAAAUGAUUGCGAGGAGACAGCCGUUGGAUUUAUUGGAGCUAUAAGCAUUCCCGGUGUUGUGGAGUAUUCUCUAUCUUUGUUUUUUGCAAAACUAGUGAGCUAUACAUUCCUUUACUGGCUUCCCCUAUAUAUUGUUUCCUCGACAAAGUAUAGUGCAAGUUUAAGCGCUGAUCUCUCAACACUGUUUGAUGUAGGUGGAAUAGCAGGAGCUGUAAUUGCUGGAGUAUUUUCAGACUAUUGCGGUAUGAGUGCGUUAACUUGUGCUGUAAUGCUCUUUCUUGCCGUUCCUAUGUUAUUUAUUUAUGAUUAUAUCGGCACUAUAAAUGUUGGAGUGAAUGUCGUAUUAUUGCUACUAGCUGGACUACUAGUGAACGGACCUUAUGCUCUUAUUACUACUACCGUUUCGGCUGAAUUGGGAACACAUCCUAGUUUGGGAGAUAAUUCGAAAGCCUUGGCUACUGUAACUGCCAUAAUUGAUGGUACUGGUAGUAUAGGUGCUGCGGUUGGACCAUUAUUAGCAGGAAUAGUGUCACGCUGGGCUGGAUGGCACAGUGUAUUUUAUAUGCUUAUGGCUGCUGAUCUAAUGGCACUCUUGUUUCUGUCAAAACUAGUCUGCAAGGAUUUACGAUUAUAUGCACAACGACGGCGGGCCGUUUAAGUGCAAUUAAUACACUAUAGAGGGGCGGUAUAUAUUAUACAAUAGUAUCGAUGUGUCAAAAAUUAGGUUUUGCGUAUAUUAAAAAUACGCGUCCAACAUGAACGUAUUAUUAAAUGUACAAAAAUAUAUUUUUUAUUCAAUUUUAUGUGAUUUCAGUCAACGCAUGUCAUUAAGCAGAGAAAUAAUAUUGUACGGUUACGGUGAAAAUAAAUUUAUGUCCUAAUUAUGCAACUUCAAAA
Molecule: messenger RNA, 2734 nt
Organism: Cephus cinctus (wheat stem sawfly)
Lineage: Eukaryota; Metazoa; Arthropoda; Insecta; Hymenoptera; Cephidae
Gene: MFS16
Product: glucose-6-phosphate exchanger SLC37A2
Exons: 10
Coding region: 873-2495 (540 amino acids)
Biological process (GO): transmembrane transport
Cellular component (GO): membrane
Molecular function (GO): transmembrane transporter activity
Source: RefSeq, a predicted model, not a curated record